GAAAAGAAGGGGAAGAAGGAGAAGACGGUGAAGCGGGAACCGUACGACUUCUCGGCUCACAUCUACUUCGACGACGCCUUCGAGAGGAAGGGAGAUCACAUGGUGCUCAACCAGUUCGUGACCAGCCUCAUGGACGUCAUCGCCGAAGUGUGCCGGUAUUUUGAGAAAAACUCAAAUCAUCCACAAGAGGCGCCCUCAAUGGAGAGGACUCAGACGCCGUACGGAGCGCGACUCUCCUACAAACUCCCGCACGGCAACUCGCUGUGCGUACACCUCAAGGACAAGGAGAUGAUCCGCCACCGCAAGCGCUGGUCGCAGGUGAUGUACUUGUACUACCUCCUUGGCUGGAAGAUCUACCGCAAGAUCCACACAGUGAAGAAAGAUAAACAAGAGGAAUGGGUGGAGAGAAAGAAGCGCAACACCUACGUGCUGGCCUUGGAUGGCGACACGGACUUCUACCCCUCGGCACUCUCCAUGUUGGUCGACCGACUCAGGAGGGACCCCACCGUUGGCGCCGCUUGUGGGAGAAUUCACCCGACGGGCGUGGGGCCGCUCAUCUGGUACCAGAAGUUCGAGUACGCGGUAGGCCACUGGCUGCAGAAGACGGCCGAGCACGUGCUGGGCUGCGUUCUCUGCAGCCCUGGCUGCUUCAGCCUAUUCCGGGCCAAGGCCAUCAUGGACGACAACGUCCUCAAGACCUACACCACGGUGGCCACCGAGGCCCUGCAGUACAUCCAGUACGACCAAGGCGAGGACCGCUGGCUGUGCACGCUGAUGCUGCAGCAGGGCUGGCGCGUCGAGUAUUGCGCCGGAUCAGACGCCUACACCAACGCCCCGCAGGAAUUCAAGGAGUUCUUCAACCAGCGGAGGCGGUGGGGCCCCUCCACGAUGGCGAACACCUUCAGCAUCCUGGAAAACGGCGUCCGCACGGCCAAGAAGAACCCGUCCAUCUCUCGGCUCUACAUUCUCUACCAGAUCAUCUACACGGCCACCUCCAUCAUGGGCCCGGCCACUGUCUGUCUCAUGAUUGCAGGUUGCUUCACUUUCGUUUUCAAAAUGGACCAAAACUGGGCACUCCUCAUCGCCAUCAUUCCGCCCGCUCUGUACACUGCCGUCUGCUUCAAGACAAAGCCCGACACGCAGAUCAAGGUGGCCAUGGUGCUCACCGUUGUCUACAUGUUCCUCAUGACGGGCACGCUGCUCGCUAUGGUCGGCGACAUUGUAUUGGACGGCAUGUUCACGCCCAGCGGCAUCUUCUUAAUCACGCUCGUGGCCAUACACGUCAUAGCCGCGGCGCUGCACCCUCGUGAGUUCUCCUGCAUCGUGCACGGAUUCUUGUACCUCAUCUGCAUCCCCACGGGAUACCUGCUGCUGCUCAUCUACUCGCUGGUCAACAUGUACAACGUGUCGUGGGGCACACGCGAGACCAAGGCGCCUUCUGAGCCCGCCCCAAAGGAGUCGUACCGUGGCUCGCAUGAGAAUGCAGUACGACAAUUGUGGACGCUAUCUGUUCCAUCUGUAUUGGACGGAAUGUUUCUCCCUCACAUUUUUGGGUUUUCUCCAUGGUGCUCUGGUUUCUGCUUACCAGUAGACACAAUGAUUGCCAAUAAAACCUUCAUACAUGGAGGACCGCAGAGGUCAGACAGUUAUUGCCGCUGGUUCACCAACAGCUGCAGCUACUGUACCUUACAGUUUGUUUGCAAUUUCUGCUGGAUUGAUAUCGCUGAAGGACCUUACCAACACAAUGCCCAUCCCCCCUCCCAGAAGAAGAAGAAACGAAUGCAUCGUUGCAAUGGUGCGAAAUGCUGUGUGCUGCCACUCGAAUGGGACUGCUUCCAGUGGAGGAUCAGCGUCUAUCCGCAGGAAUACGCGGCGAUGAGUCAGGAGGAUGACACUUCAAGCCAAGUGGAGUCGUGCGCGAUGGAACUCGAAGGAGAGACGACGCUACGUCCACUCGAGGCGAGACAACAGGACACCACCAGCACUCAGAUGGAGCAUCUAGAAGGAGCAGAGAGCGAAAGUCGACCUCCAGAUGAAUCAGACACGGACCUCGCCCUUCAAGCCAAAAGGUGCCAUGACCUCGUGUGGCAGCGCCACCACAAGAUGCAGGUCAUGUUUGAGAACGUCCUUCCUCAGGGUUACGCUAUCACGCAGAGGUGCUCCCUCGAUGAGGAGGAAGACGAGUUCUGGAAGAGCAUGAUCAGCGACUACCUCAAGCCUCUGGAGGAAGACAACGAUCACAAGAAACGUGUGAAUCAGGAACUCUUCGAGAUAAGAAACAAGGGCACGUUCAUCUACUUCAUGAUCAACGCGCUGUGGGUGGUGGCGACCCUGGCGCUGCAGUUCGUGGGAGCUGACCUCUACAUCGUGAUCCCGAGCAUGAAGAAAGAGGGGACAGUCAUCAAAGUGCCGCCCCUCGCCUUCAUGUUCCUCAUCACCUCCGCCAGCAUGCUCGUUAUCCAGUUCCUGGCCAUGCUGUACCACAGGUUGUUCACGCUGAUGCACGUGCUCUCCUAUGUGGAGUCGUCGUCAUCGUCGUCAUCGUCGUCGCGGCAGCAAUCGAGGAGCGGUGCUGUGGGCCGAGACAAUGAAGCGUUCGUCAGUGAAGGAGACGGUGAUGAUGACACUCAGCAGUGCCGCCUCAGAGAGAUUGUCUAACAGAUCCCUGGACCCUUACUCGCACACUGUACGUGGACCCACACACGUCGUGGUUGGUCAAUGACGGUGCGGUCGAUGAAGGUGCAGCCCUGCAAGAUUCUUCCCUUGUUGCCACCACUGGAUGACGGGCCUCUUGCUACAUGGAGCUCGAGAGAGAGCCCCUCUCGAGUGGUGUCUUUGGCCUACUCUUCCAUGCUGGGCACAGACGUCUUGAAAGACGAGGGAGUUACCCAUGCUUUACAUCCACACAGCACGCGACCUGCUGAUCGACCAACUGUGCUGUGUCCAUUUACGUGGCUGAGUGGACAGAGGUGGCGAGAUUUAAGACGCUUGCAGCAACAUGGGACAUUUCAGUGUCACUUCAACUUCAGCGGCACCACAAGUGCAGGGCCGUGUUAAUUGCAGCAUAGCAGCCUCUCAUUACAAUGGAAUUCAGUCAAAAGAGCUACUGUUCAACAAUGGUGGACAUCUCUCGUAACAUGGGUUGAAGUAAAUGUAGGGGCUUUGAAGCUGCUCCUGGCCACAUACAGGGAGUGAAGAUGCAUGCGCAGCUAGGAGUAGGGAAUUCAGGUUUUGAGAAUGAGCGACAUCCCCGCUGAGCGGAGAUUGACUGGAGGCUUCAGCAUGAGGACUUUGCUGCUAGAGCAGAGAGAGUGCAGAUGGAAGGGGAGAGGGAGGUAAAUAAUGGUUAAGUCCCUAGAAGAGUGUGAAGAGUAUCAGUGAGACCUUGAGGUUGACUUCGGAUAGGGUGGGGAGCCAGUUGAGGGAUUAGUGAUGUGGGCUCGUUUAUGCGUGAGGUGGAGAUGUCUUAGGAGGCAUCAGCAACCAUUGCCAGCGACGAUUAUUUUAUUUUCAAUGUAUAAAAGUGCGAGUGGUAUUCUCCAAUAGAAAUUGAUAUCCGAUACAUAAUGCAUGUGGUCAUUUAUUUGCUCACAAUUAUGUUUCCAGUUCGACAAAGGUUUGAUUCUCAUCAGAUAAAGACGGCGCUUCUAUGUAGCAGUGAUCAGAUGAAGGAAACGUCAUGUUCUUGUAUGUAUGUAUGUUGAACAUAUUUUGCACCGCACUUAGCCAACCAUGCUAAUUGGGGAUGUAAACAUCACGCACACCUAGACUGGUCCGUUAACCAUAGUAGUCAAUGCAAUAACAUUUGUAUGCCUGAUUAAUUUAAAUGGUUAGCAACCAACAUGGGAAAUCUUGUUUUUAGAAAGGUUUCUCUACCAGACAACACUAAACAAGAUCCUCCGUUUAGAUUUAAUAGACUUAUCGGGCUGUUAGUGAGCACCUAUAAUGGCCGGCAUGACACACAGGGAGGUGGGUGGCCAGCACCAAG
Molecule: messenger RNA, 3988 nt
Organism: Petromyzon marinus (sea lamprey)
Lineage: Eukaryota; Metazoa; Chordata; Hyperoartia; Petromyzontiformes; Petromyzontidae
Source: RefSeq, a predicted model, not a curated record